GUUACAUCUAACCGAUAUGAUUCGUUGUCCCGACUGCGAUACGUCCUUUACGCGAUCUGAUAAUUUAAAACGACAUCAGAAAGCUUCGUGUCGUAAACGAGUACAGUACCAUCCUAAUUCCUCGCUACCGAAUAAAAAACCGAAAUGUGCUACAUCUGCCACCUCUUCCGACCGCUGGUGUGAAACGUGUAAAAUAUAUGUUCCUCAAUCUUCGUACAACGGUCACCUGCGCACCCUACAGCAUAAACAAAAUUGUUGUUCACCUCUUGAGGAGGGAAUCGGUUUCCUUUCCUCUGCUUUCGCUAGCAGGAUUGCUUCGUUUCGUAUUACGUCUGCGAAAUACCUUCUAUCGUAUAACGACUUCUUCACCGAUGUUCUCGACAAAUGCGUGCGUGUUAUACGUAAUCAGAUCCACCUCCACGACACGCUUAAAAUAAAUCUCGAAGUUUUUGGACGUUACGUGCACGAAACCAAACAGUUGGUUGAAAUUAAAUCCUUCAACACCAACAACAAAGUUGUGACUCGAUCCAUCGAUCUUCCCAAUCUUCUACAAAACUUCUUUGAGAUACUUGAGGCUAAAGCGUCAGAAUUUCAAGAACGAGAGUCAGGAUGGAUUUUAGAAAGGGUUCUUUUCCUUGAAAUCAACUUUAACAAGUACAAUCCGCUGAGAGCGUCUUCCUACAUUCCGUUACCGAAACAAAUUUUAUUCAAGAAAGCGGUUGUGAAUGUGCGAAACGACGAUCACGCCUGCUUCGCAUGGGCAAUUACGUCAGCUCUGUAUCCCGCACAAGCGAACCCGCAAAGAACUACUUCCUAUCCACAUUACUCCCGCACUUUGGACUACGACGGUAUCCAAUUUCCUAUGAAAUUAACUGACAUACCGAAAUUUGAAUCGAAGAACCACUGCUCUGUGAAUGUCUACGGGACUGAAUCCGUUUUGAAAGAUGGAAAGUGGACAUGGGAAAUCGUUGGCCCCCUUUACUACUCACCCAUCAAGCGACGGCUACACUUCAAUCUGCUCUUGCUCGAUGAUGAUCUAGGAAAUAAUCAUUACUGUUGGAUAAAGGACAUGUCCCGUUUACUUUCUCAACAACUUUCUAAAACUGGACAUCGCAAAUUCUUAUGCGACGGUUGCCUACAAUACUUCUCCACUUUACCUCACCUACAUCGUCAUCAGCAGCAUGACUGUAAUCAUGUCUACACCAGCCUUCCCAACGGUGAUUUCAAGAUGGAUAAGAUGGGUAGGUUUGUCCCCAAUCACAUUUUAAAAUUUGAAAAUUAUCAGAAACGUAUCAAAGUACCAUUUGUUGUAUACGCAGACUUUGAAACCGUACUGCGACCAAUUCACACAUGUUUUCAUGACCCUAAUAAGACUGCCACCACAUCCACCCACAAACAUCAACCUCAUUCCUUUGCUUAUUUGAUGAAGUGCUCCUUCGAUGAUUCCCUCUCGAAAUUCAGAUCGUAUCGAGGCCCCGAUUGCGCCAAUCAAUUCGUUACAACUCUCGAUCGAGAUGUUUCUGAUAUUUAUCAUCGAUAUUUGAAGAUCGUUUCUCCCAUGAUACCCCUGACAGAUGAAGAAAUACGUCUCUUCUCUGACGCUACCUCUUGCAAUAUUUGCGAAGAACCCUUUCUGGACGAUGACGUCAAGGUGCAUGAUCAUUGUCAUUUGACCGGUAAAGUUCGAUUAGGAGCUGCUCACUCCAGAUGUAAUUUAAAUUACAAACUACCCAACUUUGUACCUGUUUUUUUCCACAACCUCUCCGGAUAUGAUUGCCACUUGUUUCUAAAGGAAAUGGCUGUGAACGAUGUUAAAUUUACCGUAAUAGCUCAAAAUAAAGAAAAAUACAUAUCCUUUUCCAAAUUAUUACGAGUUGAUACGGUUCAAACUGAAACAGACGACUCAACACAAAAUGUGUUCGUGAAGAUUAGAUUUCUCGAUUCCUAUCGUUUCAUGGCUUCCUCCCUCGACAAGCUGUCGGAUGAACUUGAUGCUCAUCAAUGUUUGCAAGUGAAAAAAUACUUUCCCGAUCCUAAUCACUUUCAACUUAUGCGACGAAAAGGUGUUUUCCCUUAUUCCUACGUUGAUGAUGUUGCUAAGCUUGAUGAAACAACAUUUCCACAGAAAGACGAUUUCUUCGAUAAAUUGACUUCCCUCCCCGUUUCCGAUGACGAUUACAAAAGAGCUAAAACUGUUUGGAAUACUUUUUCAUGUUCAACUCUAGGAGAAUACUCCGAUAUCUACUUGAAAACAGAUGUUCUUUUGCUAGCUGAUGUUUUCGAGAAUUUCCGACAAAUAUGUCUCACCACUUACGACUUAGAUCCUGCUCAGUAUUACACAGCGCCAGGGCUUGCGUGGGAUAGUAUGUUAAAAUUCACUCGCGUUAGUUUACAACUUCUGACUGAUAUCGAUAUGUUAAAAUUUUUUCAAAAAGGGGUACGUGGAGGAAUAAGUCAAUGCGUUCAAAGAAUGCACUUCGCUAACAACCCUCACAUCCCCGAUUACAACGCGUCCGCGCCUACCUCCUACAUUAUGUAUUUGGAUGCUACUAAUUUGUAUGGACAUAGUAUGAGUCAAGCACUUCCUAUUUCCCACUUCCGUUGGCUAACCCAAGCCGAAAUUGAUGAAUUGAAUGUUCUCUCUUUACAUGCUUCUUCUGAAUACGGUUACGUACUUGAAGUAGAUGUUGAAUAUUCCCAACACCUCCAUGAUUCACAUGCUGAUCUCCCUUUUUUAGUUGAAAACAUUAUCUCUCCUGCUAAUAUGAAUGGUAAAGUCAAAAAACUGAUACCGAACCUUAUGAAUAAGACAAAAUAUAAUUAUCUCAUUAUAUUCCCCCCAAACGAAGAGGAUCAUUCAAACGUCCCCCUUCUACCCCCAGCAAACGUGUGA
Messenger RNA from Agrilus planipennis (emerald ash borer), 2893 nucleotides. RefSeq lists its product as uncharacterized. Gene Ontology annotation, molecular function: DNA binding; DNA-directed DNA polymerase activity; nucleotide binding. Bases 17 to 2893 code for a protein of 958 amino acids. Gene Ontology annotation, biological process: DNA replication. The record is from RefSeq and is a predicted model, not a curated record. NCBI's taxonomy places the organism in Eukaryota, Metazoa, Arthropoda, Insecta, Coleoptera, Buprestidae. The transcript has 3 exons.